Messenger RNA from Dreissena polymorpha, 8202 nucleotides. Its product is annotated as 3'(2'),5'-bisphosphate nucleotidase 1-like. Gene Ontology annotation, biological process: phosphatidylinositol phosphate biosynthetic process. The transcript is spliced from 8 exons. Lineage: Eukaryota; Metazoa; Mollusca; Bivalvia; Myida; Dreissenidae. Gene Ontology annotation, molecular function: 3'(2'),5'-bisphosphate nucleotidase activity. The record is from RefSeq and is a predicted model, not a curated record. Bases 40 to 1128 code for a protein of 362 amino acids.
UUUUUACGACAUGUUCACUGUCGGCAAACAUAAACAAAUAUGGCGGUGUCGGAGAGCGUUCCACUUUUAAUGCGACUAGUUUCAGCCUCUGUUUCAGUCUCAUACAGAGCCGCAAGGAUAGCUAGAGAUGUUUUAAUUAAAGGAGAUCUUGGAAUAGUCGACAAGGGAGGAAAGAAUGACCUACAAACAGAAGCAGAUCGUUCUGCUCAGAGGUGUAUCAUUGCUUCUCUUCAUAAGCAGUUUCCAAAUGUAGCAAUAUUUGGAGAAGAGGAUUUAGCUCCUACAACGAAAAUCCCUGAUGACUUUAUAGAGACUGAAUUUGACCAGGAUGUAUUGAGACAUGAAUGCCCAGAAAAUCUUCGCAACAUAAAUAAUGAUGACGUUGUCAUAUGGGUUGAUCCUCUAGAUGGGACAAAAGAAUUUACGGAAGGUUUUCUUGACCAUGUGACGGUGCUAAUUGGUAUAGCAGUGAAGGGUGUGGCAACAGCAGGUGUCAUCAAUCAACCAUUCCAUAACUUUGAGGAGAUUCCAAAGUAUGGCAAAGCCAGGUGUAUUUGGGGUGUACAGGGCUUAGGAUCAUUUGGUUUCAAACGCAAUGCUCACUUGGAGGGUAACGUGAUCACAACCACACGAUCUCACUCAGACUACACGAUAACAAAGACUGUUGAGGCCUGUGAACCCACGGAGGUGUUGCGUGUGGGAGGGGCGGGCCACAAGGUACUGUUACUAAUUGAGAAAAAAGCGCACGCAUACGUGUUCGCCAGUAUAGGCUGCAAAAAAUGGGACACAUGCGCCCCCGAGGCUAUCCUGCAAUCUCUUGGCGGCCGCCUGACAGAUAUUCAUGGUCACCCAAUUCCGUACCAUGCCAACGUCGUCCAUAACAACACAGGCGGCGUGCUUGCUACAGUCGCCAACCACGAUUGGUACGUGAACAAAAUCAAGGAAAAGGUGGACUCGGAAACGCUGUCAAAAUUUGAGUCAGUUAAAGCAGCCCCGCCUUCGCUGGAGUCACAGCUUUCCCAGCAGACCUUGAACAUCCAAAACAGCAGCAGCAAGUCUGCUAAUGGAAAGGUUGGCGAAGAGAAGACAAGGAAAAGUGAAGUGAAUAAAGCCACACACAAAAAGUAGCCAGUUAUUUGCUGCCAUCAUUCCCUUGCAUGCCGAAGAGCACCAGUCAUAAUCAUAUUUUGUGCAUUAAAUACCACUGUUAAGUGUUUACCAUUUCAAAUUGUGUAAGAUACUGUAUUUUAUGAAAAAAUAGCCGAUUGCAGUUAAAAAAUCAUCACCAAACUUGUUUGUAACAGUACUGGCCGACUCAUUCUUCAGCCAAACUUUUACGCCUUCGGAACAGACUGCUGUGUACUUUUUGGGUGCAAGUCUGUUUCCCUAACUGUUUUAAGUAUUCAGGGUCAGAAAAUUCAGUUGCCAAUUUUGUAAAUUUUAUCACAAGAGUAUUUUGCAAUAUAAAAGUGAUUUGUUAUUUAUUACCAGUUUUUCUCUCAGGUCUUUCAAAAUUAGAGUCAUGUAAGGGGUGGACAAUUUAAGUCAUCAAAUAAAACACAAGUGCCAUUAGUAAGAAAUGAUAGGAUGUGUUUAAGUGGUAUCUUAUCUUUAAAUGUUUAUCAGAUUUUGUCAGCCCUUUGUUGGGUCUAGAGAUGUCUAUCAUAAAAAAAUUAGAAACUGAUUACAAAUAGGAUAUGUGGUUCAUUUUGUAUUUUAAAUCACCUGAGCACAAGAUGCUCAUGGUGAGCGUUUAUGAUUGCCAUUUGUCCUUUGUGCGUGGUGCAGCGUCAACAUUUGCCUUGUUAACACUCUUGAGGCCACAUUUUUUGUCUGAUCAUCAUGAAACUUGGUCAGAAGAUUUGUCCCAAUGUUAUUUUGGACGAGUUCAAAAAUGGUUCAGGUUGGUUGAAAAACAUUGCCACCAGGAGCGGGGCAUUUUUCCUUAAAUGGCUAUAGUAAAAUCUUGUUAACACUCUAGAGGACACAUUUAUUGUCUAAUCAUCAUGAAACAUGGUCAGAAGUAUAGUCCCAAUGAUAUCUUGGACAAUUUCAAAAAUGGUUCCGGUUGAUUGAAAAACAUGGCCAUUUGGGGGCGGGGCAUUUUUCCUGAUAUGGCUAGUAAAACCUUGUUACCACUAUAGAGGACACAUUUAUUGACUGAUCUUCAGGAAACUUGGUCAGAAGAUUUGUCCGGAUGGUAUCUUGGACAAAUUUGAAAAUGGUUCUGGUUGGUUGAAAAACAUGGCCAUCAUGGAGUGGGGCAUUUUUCCUGAUAUGGCUAUAUACAUGAAUGACUUUAGUAAAAUCUUGUUAACACUCUAGAGAACACAUUCAUUUUCCAAUCUUCUUGAAACUUGGUCAGAAGAUUAUUUGCAAUGAUAUCUUGGGUGAGUUCGAAAAUGGUUCGGUUUGGUUUUAAAACAUGGCGGCCAGGGGGGCGGGGCAUUUUUCCUUAUUUGGCUAUAGUUAAAACUUGUUUACAGUCACAUUUAUUUUCCGAUGUUCAUGAAAGUUUGUCAGAAAAUUUGUUUUAAUAAUAACUUGGACGAGUUUUAAAAUAGUUCCGGUCUUUUGAAAAAACAUUGCCACCUUGGGGCGGGGAAUUUAUGCUUAUUUGGCUAUAGAAAAACACUUGUUAGCACUCUAAAAGUUACAUGUAAAGUUCACUCUUCAUGAAACUUGGUCAGAACAUUUAUCUUAUGAUAUCUUGUGCUGCACAGAACAGUUCGGUUCUUUUGUAUCUCAGGUGAGCGACUUUGGGCCUUUCAGGCCCUCUUGUUUAUUAUUGGUCUUUUUAUCUGAAAACACCAUACUGUUGAUCAUUGUCAGGAAAAAUAGUUGUGUUUAAAUGUUAAUGUAGGAAUAUCAUUCUUAUUAUUGAAUACAAAACAUAAACCACUCUUUUAGUCUUAUUAAUUUGUUAAAUUCACUUAAAAAAGAUAUGCAUGAAUUAUAUGUUAUUUGUAAUCAAAUAUUUGUUUUUAUAACUUUGUGGAGCAUAUGAUGCAUAAUUGUUAGAUUGUGUUAAAUUAAAUCAGGGUAGACACUAAACUGUAAGUGCUUUGUUGCAUAUAUUUAACAUUAACAUAUUAAAAAUCAGGAAAAAAAACAGUUAACUUACUGAAGUAAAAGCAUCAUAAAUAUUUCUGUUGUAUUAUACUGCAAAUUCAUUCAUAUCGAUACAGCUUUACUUCAUAAGGGUUUUACUUGAAAUAUCAAGUGUCAGCUUAGCUUAAAGUAUGAUGCACUCUCAGCAGUAUCUGGAUUGCAAUACUCUGUAUGUGUGCAUGGAUUACAUCGAUAUUACCUAAUGUUUUUCAUAUCUGCGGUAACUCAGGCUUAAUUAUACCCCCACAAACGAAGUUUAGGAGGGUAUAUGGGAGUGAGCUGGUCUGUCUGUCUGUUGGUCUGUCUGUCGGUCAGUGGGUCUGUCGGUCCGUAUUUAGUGUCCGCUCUCUUAUUCAAGUUGUUUUCAUCCGAUCUUCACCAAACUUGGUCAGAUGUUGUAUCAAGAUGAUGUCUAGGUCAAGUUCGAAUAUGGGUCAUGCAGGGGGGUCACUUAGUGCGUUUCAAACAUUCAGCAUGGUUCUGCUGUUUUAUUUGAAGACAACAUGCAAAAUAUUCUGUGUUAAUGCGGUAUGUGGAGGUAUUCGUCACAUCUGUGACAAAGCUCUAGUUGUUUUUGUGAAAAAAAUGGUAUCGUCAACACAAGUAAUAAUGAUUUUGAAGUAUUUAGUGUGUUAAAAUAAAUUAUAUAUUUGUUGUGUAUAGAUAAGAGUUUCUAACUUUGUUUUUCUUAUAUUCGGAAAUAUUAUUAGUAUCAGUUAUAUAGUUUAUUAUAAAAUUAAAUAUAUUAAAUAUUUGACCAAUCUUAUCUGGUUGUACAUACUAUUUCUUUGUAAUGGAAAAUAUCAUAAUUAUAAGUUAUAUAGUUAAAUACAAGAUAUAUAUUAAAUGUUUGACUAAGUAGUAUGUUAGUACAUAACAAUUAAUUUCGGCUUGAAACUAUUUGAAUUUCAUAUAUUAUUGUUGUAUUUUGGAUCUUUUUUUAUGCUGCUUAUGUUUUAAGCCAUGUAUAAUUCAUGUACUAUUAGAAUAGCCGUUGUCUAACGUUUUGUUUUUCUCAUUUUCUAAUAGCAAUAAUGAUUAAAACAAAUUUAUUACAUAAUUCCCAAUAUAAUAAUAAGACAAUUAUAUUAAUAUCAGGCAUUUGAUUUACUGGUUUACCAAUUAAUUGUGUUUUAAACAUGUUUUCCAAUGAAUUGUGUUUUAAACAGGUUUACCAAUGAAUUGUGUUUUAAACAGAAAUUAUUUCUUGAUCUCAGUAAAAAGUGGCUUUUAUAAAUUUGGGCCCAGGUGACUUAACAUGACAUUCGGGAUGCAAUAAAAUCACAUUGAUGUGUUGUUUUAUGAACAGAAUAAUUUACACUUAACUCAAUCAUGUAAAGUUGAUUGUCAUUAACAUACAUAUAAAAUACAACAUGCAUUGAAGUACACACUAAACACACAUCAUUUUUAAGAAAUGUUAAACAGGAAAUAAACAUAUUUUGUGAACAUAUUUCAUCUAGGCAAAAGGUUCAGUUUAAAGUGACUUUAAGGGGGUUUAAUGAAUGUGCAUAAAGUGUCGUCCCAGAUCAGCCUGUGUAGUUUGCAUAGUGAAGUUUCUGGAAAAAAAACAUUACUAAAAACAUGCAAUAAUAACAAAGAUUAAAACUAUUACAUCCAUUUUGCUAUGAACACUUCCUUAUAUGAUUUGUUGAAAUAAACACUAUUAUUAUUUGUUACACUUGUGUCCUCAAAUUCAUUUAUGCAUACUUGUGGUAUUUUGAUGUGUGCUGUAUUUUCCAAGUCAACAAAGAAAGAUGUUAAUUUCUCUAAAUAUAAUUGUUGAAAAAUCACAAUGAAUGUGCCGAAGUGUGUUGAGUCAUUAGAUUUAUUAUCAGUAAAGCAUUUUAUACACUGCAUAGUUUAAGGUCAAAGUUUGUGCAUAAUACAUAAUGUUGUAAUGUGUGUGCAAUAGUUGUAUGUUUUGUGAUAUCAAACGAAAUCAUUGCCAACAAAUGAGGUAUUACGCAAUCGUUUACAAUUUUGAUCGCUCAUUGAAAUCUCAUCUUCAUCCUAUAAAAAAUAUUUAAGAAAAAAUGUUAUCAUUUUUUAUGGACAAUUAUGCUAUUUUGAAUCAUGUAGAAUUGAAUUGCAAGAUGCAUGUGGGAAUCAAACUUUAAGGAAUGGAAUAAUAAGAAGGCAUGUAGGAAUUAAGCCACGGAGAAUUAAAUCAUACGAGUACAUGAUGGAAUUUACAAUGAAAAUCAAGGCCAAUAGAGGAAUUAAAUCAAUAAGAAUAAAAUCACAUGAGCACAUGUAGGCAUUAACCAAUGAUGAAUUUAAUCAAAAGAUGGAAUUAACUAAAGAUGCUAGAAAGCCAUGUAUUAGAAUGAGAGUUAUUUGUUUGUCAUUCAACACAAAAAUUAUUAUUCAUAUUAUAAAACUUGUGUGCCUUUCUUUUUGAAGGAGUGGGGAGGGGGCAUAUUGCUUUGCUUUUUUUCUUGUCAGUCAGACUGUCUGUCUCUCUCUCGACUAUCCAUUUCUUAGAUAUCGAGAGAAAGCUUUUACCUACAACCAUGUUAAUUGGUAUGAUGUUAACUUGAGAGCUCAGCAGGUUAAGGUCAAGGGGCUUGUCACAGUAUGUUCAUUUCUCAAUGUGUCUUACCUUGAAAAAAAAUUGACCUAAGGUCUUUGUGAUUGGUGAAGCAGUUACUUCUGAGAGAGGGAAGACACCUAUAAAUUUUGAGACUACCAGGUCAAAGGUCAAGCUUACAGGGUCUUGCAACAGGGUAUUUUUGCCUUUAUUUUUAGAAUGCUGACCUGUGAUCAUGCAUCUUGUGAUUAUAGUAUUUACUACAUAAGAAAAAAAUCCGCAUUUUGAUUUUUGGGUUAGCACGUCAAAGGUCAAGGUUGCAUGUGCUUGUACCUAGAAAGAAUUUUUUGACCUGAGAUCAUCGAAAUUGAUAUCAUGGUUUCUUGAGAGGAUAUGAUGUAUGAUUAUUUGGUGGUCAACAGGUCACAGGUCAAGGUCUCAAUGGCUUGUAAAAGGAAUUUUGAUCCCACACAAUUAGUUUAGGUCACUUUGACAUUUGAUAAUAGAAAUUGGUGUAGUGGUUACUUGAAAAGAUAGAAAUAGAUCUAAUAAAAUGGAGGUAAUCAGGUCAAAGUAGCUUGUAUUAUGAAAUAGGUUCACACACUAUGAUCUCUAAGGAUUAUAUAAAUUAGUAUGCUGGUAAGUCUUGAUGUAGGAUCACGCCAAAUGAUUUUCAAACCAAAAGAUCGAAGGUCAAGGUCACAGGGACGCUUGCUGCAAGUUGGGGGGGGGGGGGGGGUUUGGCAAAUAUGUUUUUGAUUGAAUAAAAGCUUAAAUUGACUAUACCACUCUGAGAAUGUGGACUUUACUUUUAAAUGUUGAUGAGUAGUUAAAUUAUCGGGCGAUUUUCUAUAGGAAUUUUAUAAUGGUUGUUGUAUGACAUAUACAGCGUUUCUCUUACUCAGUAAGGAAAUGUAUUUCUUGUUUCUUUUUAAAUAAAGAAAACCUUAUUUCAUACAUAAAAAGACAUCAGUUAAGCUACUUGUAUUUGACGAAUAAUUCCUAAAAGUUAAAACAACUCAUGGUAUUGAAUAUUUAAACCAUUUUAUUCCAGUACUGAUAUUGUAAUGGAGCUGAUUUUUAAGUUUCUUUAUGGUUAUAAAUACAUAUUUAACAUUUUAGAACUAACAGAAUUCUGUCUUAAUCUAGCAUCUCUCUUGGUAUCGGUUAACUUGUUUCAAGCUUUUUCUUAUGCUGCGCAGCUAUUCCAGGGGUGGCAAAAUUCAUAAUUGUCAAUAUUGUAUGGUAUGUAACAGAACAUGUUUGGACUAUGUUGUUAGAAUUUUUUGUUAAAACUUUAUACCAACAGCAAGCAAACAGGAAAAUUCAGUCUAAACGUUCAUACUGACAUGAAAGGCUUGACACAAUUUUGCCCCUUUACAUAGUACCUGCCUAACAGUUCAUUGUUGUGUAUGUAGUAAUUUUCUCAUCUAGGAACCCAAUGCUGCAAAGCAAGAGCGAAUGGCAAGGAAACGCCGUCUGGAAGAGGGGGACUCAAAACUCUAGAGAUACACUGCUGUUGCAAGUGGAGACAAUACUUGUUGAGAUCUCUACACAUUUGGGAACAGCUCAGGGAAAAUCGGGCUUAAUGCACAUGCAGUGUCAUCCCUCUGUUUGCACAGGCUAAUCAGGGACAACUCUUUCCCCUUUUAUGGAAUUUUUCUUUUAAAGAAAUUGUUUUCCACGCAAAAAUCUAGAAUAAAUGUAAAGUGUAGUUCCUGAUUAGCCUCUGCAGACUGCACAGGCUAACCUGGGACCACACUUGACACACAUGCAUGUAGCCCAGUUUUCCCUGAGGGCUGUUCAUUUGCAGUUUCACAAUUUGUCUAUCUUUUGUUUGCAUUCACAUUUGUAGUUUAUAUUUACGUUCUAAACCAAAUCUAAACUUUGAUUUAACAUUACCUGAACUUUCAGUUUUCUGUUUGCAAACAACACUUAUAAUCAUCUUGAUUACAUCUUGUUUAAAAACUUACAUAUUUAUUUUGAUGUUUUUGUAUAUAGGCAUGCAAAGUAGUUUUUAUAUAACUACCACUUUAAAUACAAUGUAAUAGAGUGUGCUUAUACUAAGUAAAAUAUGCCAUGCACGAUUGUCUAUAGAUAGUGGUUAUGUGUUAAGCUAAUCAUUUCAUCAAGGAAAAACUGUUAAAAGUCUACGAUUACAAUACAUUAUUCAUUAUGUAUUUUUAUGUAGUAGUAAGAUAUACAUGUAAAUUAAUUAUGUUGAACAUCUGUCAUUUAAUGUGUAUGUUUGGAGGUUAAUGUUAAAAGAGAGUUAAAAUAACAAUGUUUUAGUUCCAAACGCUGAUGUAAAUUCAGUUUCACUUAGCUUAAAUUUGUACUAACCUUACAUUCACAAUAUUUUCCCUGGCUGUUAUUUGAUUUAUAGAUUUCAUCACAGCAUGUUGAGAACUGAGGUUUACAUCUUGUGUAUCUUUUUAUUAUGUUAAGUAGCAAUAUAUUAUGUAGCGAAAUUGUGAAUAGUUCUUCCAUAUAUGCUUCAUUUUCGUCUGUUUUUUUUAUAUAGCCAAAGAAACUGUAGGUAAAUAAACAUAAGUAAAUUU